Molecule: messenger RNA, 945 nt
Organism: Pelodiscus sinensis (Chinese soft-shelled turtle)
Lineage: Eukaryota; Metazoa; Chordata; Testudines; Trionychidae
Product: olfactory receptor 52E2-like
Biological process (GO): G protein-coupled receptor signaling pathway
Cellular component (GO): plasma membrane
Molecular function (GO): G protein-coupled receptor activity; olfactory receptor activity
Source: RefSeq, a predicted model, not a curated record
UACUUCAUGUCAGAUUCUAACACCACCGAACUCAACCACCCCUCCACCUUCCUCCUGUUAGGAAUUCCUGGCCUGGAAGCAGCCCACAUCUGGAUCUCCAUCCCCUUCUGCAUCACGUACAUCCUAUCCAUCUUGGGGAACAUCACCAUCCUGUUCAUUGUGAAGCGGGAUCCAAGCCUCCAUGAGCCCAUGUACUAUUUCCUCUGCAUGCUGGCCAUCAAUGACCUGGUUCUGUCCACAUCCACCCUGCCCAAAAUGCUGAGCAUCUUCUGGCUCAAUUCCAGGGAGAUCAAUUUCAGUGCCUGCCUCACCCAGAUGUACUUCAUUCACAGCUUCUCUGCAAUAGAAUCCGGGAUCUUCAUGACCAUGGCGUUGGAUCGCUAUGUGGCCAUCUGCCACACCCUGAGACAUUCCACCAUCCUCACAAACUCUGUGGUGGCCACGGUCAGCCUGGCCGUGGUUCUGCGUGGAGGAAUGCUUGUAAUUCCCUAUCCCUUCCUGGCGAGGCGAUAUCCAUACUGCAGAACCAACAUCAUUCCCCAUUCGUACUGUGAGCACAUAGCUAUAGUGAAGCUGGCCUGUGCUGACAUCCGGGUCAGUAGUUACUACAGCCUCUCCAUGGCAAUUUUUGUUACUGUCAUGGAUGUAUUUUUAAUUUCCGUGUCCUACACCCAGAUCCUCAAGGCCAUCUUCGGCCUCCCCACCAAGGACGCCCGGCUCAAGACUUUUGGGACCUGCGGUUCCCACCUCUGCUCCAUAUUAGCCUUCUACAUUCCCAGUCUCUUCUCCUUCCUGACACACAGAUUUGGCCAGAACGUGGCCCUGCAUUUCCACAUUCUCAUGGCCAACAUCUACCUGCUAUUGCCCCCCAUGCUAAACCCCAUCAUCUAUGGUGUGAAGACCAAACAGAUCCGGGACAGGAUCUUCCGUCUCUUUUCUCGUUAA